Molecule: messenger RNA, 1089 nt
Organism: Penicillium subrubescens
Lineage: Eukaryota; Fungi; Ascomycota; Eurotiomycetes; Eurotiales; Aspergillaceae
Exons: 1
Coding region: 1-1089 (362 amino acids)
Source: RefSeq, a predicted model, not a curated record
AUGCCUCCCCCUCGCACACCACCAACAACUUUCCUCCUCCAAUCACACCACACAACGGGUCUAUCCUCGUCCCCGCGCGUUAAUAGCUACCACAAUCUCACUCGCAUAUCCACGCGACCAACGCGAUCACAAUCAUACCGACAUCACCGACACAAACACAACCUCGGGCCAUACCCAUUCCUCCUACACCUACACGUGCAAUCAUUCUCGACAAGUUCUAUCCGCCGUAAGGAGUGGGAACAGAAUUAUUAUGAGAUUCUUGAUGUACCGAUAACAGCUUCUGCGGCUGAGAUUAAGAAGUACGCCUACACCUACAUCUACGACUCUUCUCACCUUACCCUCUCAAUCCCAACACAUCCCCUCCCUCCACAAUUCCCUAAGCUCAAGCUGACUUGCCCCUUCAGAAAAUUCUACGCACUCUCCCUCCGCCACCACCCCGACCGCAACCGCACCGACCCAACCGCCAGCCAACGCUUCGCAAAAAUCUCCUCCGCCUACUCGGUGCUCUCCAACACACAAAAACGAUCUACCUACGAUCAGGAUCACGGCUUCCACCAUGCCCAUCACCAACAUCAUCAAUAUCCCACCGGCUCACACAGCAGCCACUCCGCGAACCUGCACAAAUCCAGCGCUGGAGGGUAUGCGGGGUCCAGGCCAGCAAGUGGACUAAGUAAUCGCCGCGGAACAUUCCGUGGACCACCACCUAGUUUUUACGAGCAGGGUGGUUACGGGGGGACAGGGAGGAGGGGAGAUGGAUUUGGAUUUUCGGCUGGGAAGGCUGGGCCUGGAGCUAGCACUACCGGAAGUUCAACAUCCUCUUCGAAAGCGACAGGCGGAUCCGGAGCCCAUCCCGACUCAGAAGACCCCCUGGCCUUCAUCCACCGCAACCCUCUCCACCACUUCAACGCACGGGCGCACUUCCGCACCCAAAAAGCCGAGGAUGAAAGGCGACGAGAACGUGUGUCCAAGGCUAGGAGCGCGGCGAGGGAGAAGGCGGAUUCGGAUUCGGAUUCGUUUAUUGCGGGUGGGGAGUUUGGGUUGGUGAGGUUUGUGGUGGUUUGUGGGAUUUUGGGGAUUGCGGGGGGAUGA